CAUUGAUUGUAACAGAAGGAUUGACAGAGGAGCUGAGAGAUUAUAAUCCAUUAUAAAAAUCACAACAUGCAUGCAGCUUGUUGGCAUAUAUACAUUUGAGGUAGGAAUGUAUAAGAUGAAAGGUCCUGUGACUAUUAUGCAUAGAAUGAUGAGCAUAUCAAAAUUAUUCCUCCUUGCAUUUCUAGGGGGUUUUCCCCUUAUAGUUGUGGUUCAUGCACAGGUCCCUUCAGGUUUCAUAAGCAUAGAUUGUGGAAUACCUAAAGAUUCAAACUACACAGAUGGAACAACAGGGAUAUACUAUAUUUCAGAUGCAGGUUUUGUGGACACUGGUGUAAGCAAAUCUGUAUCCCCUGAAUUUAAGACUGACACACUUGAACAGCAGUUCUUGUAUGUUAGAAGCUUUCCUGAAGGGACCAGAAAUUGCUACACUACAAGACUUGCAAGAGGGAGUGGUAAUAAAUUUUUGAUUAGGGCAAGGUUCUUUUAUGGGAACUAUGAUGCUCCAAAUGUAUUGCCAGAGUUCGAUUUGCACCUAGGAGUUGAUUUCUGGGACACAGUGAAAGUGGAUAAUUCAUCCUCUAUCAUUUGGAGGGAGAUCACACAUGUUCCUUCCAUGGACUACAUACAUGUCUGUCUCAUAAACACAGGCCUUGGAACACCUUUUAUAUCAGCAAUAGAGAUAAGACCUUUAGAUAAUUCUUUGUAUGAAACUACAUUAGGAUCACUAAACCUCAUCGGGCGUUGGGAUUUUGGUUCAAUAACAAAUCAAUUUGUCAGGUACAAAGACGAUGUUUAUGAUCGAAUAUGGAAGCCCUUUAAUUUGGGUAACACCACGGCGGUGUUAAGUACAUCGUCCACGGUUGAUGCUCUAGGUUCCAACCUAUUCCAGCCACCAUCUGUUGUCAUGAGCACCGCCAUUAUGCCAAUAGAUUCUAAUGAAACGUUGUACUUCUGGUGGAAGCCUAAAAAUGACACUGACAAAGUUUAUAUCUACAUGUACUUUGCUGAAGUUGAAAUCUUGCAACCCAACCAGUCCAGAGAAUUCGACAUUUAUAUAAAUGGGAAACUAUGGUAUGCAAAGCAUGUUGUUCCCUCUUAUUUAUCCACAUUAACAGUAUACAGCUCAACAGCUGAGAGUCAUUCAAUGUUCAACAUUUCACUCACCAAAACCGAUAAUUCAACCCUUCCACCCAUCAUCAACGCCAUCGAGAUUUUUACUGUGAAACAGCUUCUACAUUUACAAACAAUUGACAAAGAAGUUGCUGCUAUCAUGAGCAUCAAAUCAAUAUAUGGACUGAAAAGAAACUGGCAAGCAGAUCCAUGUGCCCCUGAAGAUUAUGUUUGGGUUGGCGUCACUUGUAGUUAUGAUGGUUCUGAUCCCCCAAGGAUCAUAUCUUUAAAUUUGUCAUCAAGUGGAUUGACAGGGGAGAUAGCUCCUGACAUGUCCGAUCUGACAAUGAUACAAACUUUGGAUUUGUCAAACAACAACUUAACCGGAAUGGUGCCUGAAUUUCUCUCAAAACUGACUUUCUUAAAAGUCUUAAACUUGAGUGGAAACAACUUCACUGGUUCAAUUCCAGCAGAGCUACUUGCAAGGUCAAAGAAUGGAUCAUUAUCAUUGAGCUUCAAUGGAAGUGGAGGUGAAAACACAAAUUCUUGUCAAUCAGUUCCAUGCAAACAGAGGAAAAAGAACAAAGUUGUUGUUCCAAUAGUAGCAUCCGUUGUUUCCAUUUCCCUGCUAUUAACUGCAAUUGUGGCUGCUUUAUGGGUCAUAAAAAGGAGAAAACAAGUAGUCAGAAAGGUAGAUGCUGAAACAAACCAAACAGAAGGGUCGUCCUUGGUGGUAAAGAAUAAAAAAUUUACAUACUCUGAGGUAUCGAGUAUUACCAACAAUUUUCAGAGGGUUAUUGGGGAAGGAGGAUUUGGAACAGUUUACCAUGGCUAUAUAGGUGACUCUCAAGUGGCUGUAAAGAUGCUCUCUGAAUCAUCAAUUCAAGGGUACAAGGAAUUCCAAACUGAGGCCAACCUUCUUAUGAGCGUUCAUCAUAAAAACUUAACUUCGCUAGUUGGAUACUGCAAUGAAGGCACCAAAUUGGGAAUUAUCUAUGAAUACAUGGUUAAUGGAGACUUAGAAAAGCAUCUAUCAGGUAGAAAUUCAAAUUUUUUGAGUUGGGAAGAAAGGCUUCAGAUAGCAGUAGAUGCAGCACUAGGAUUGGAGUAUCUGCACCAUGGUUGUAAGCCUCCAAUAAUCCACAGGGAUGUGAAGACUACCAAUAUCUUAUUAAAUGAAAACUUUCAUGCCAAACUUGCUGACUUUGGGCUUUCCAGAGUUAUUCCCACUGAAGGUGGCACUCAUGUAUCAACAGUUGUUGCCGGUACUCCUGGAUACCUUGAUCCUGAGUAUUACACAUCGAAUAGGCUGACAGACAAAAGUGACGUCUAUAGCUUUGGAAUUGUUCUCUUGGAGAUUAUCACAGGCAGGGCAGCAAUACCAAAAGGCAAUGACAGUAUUUACAUAAUUCAAUUUGUUAGUUCCAAGCUUGCAAAUGGGGAUGUUAGGAUGAUUGCUGAUCCGAGGCUACGGGGAGAUUUUGAUGUUAAUUCUAUUUGGAAAGCUAUAGAAUUAGCAAUGGGUUGUGUGUCUCGCACUUCAGCAAGAAGGCCAACCAUGAAUUAUGUGGUGAUGGAGUUGAAGGAGUGUUUGGCAAUGGAGAUGGCUUGCCAUGAAACAGAACCAAAAGAUUCGAUUGGACUGAUACCUAUGAAUUUGGAAAGUGGACUAAGUCCCGCGGCAAGAUGAUAUCUCUUCAAAAAGUAUCGUUGUUGUUGGUGAACAUUUUCUUUCUUCAAUCAAUGUCAAUAAACUCAAUUGAGACCUUUGCAAAAACCAACUGUUAGUAUUUGUUUUCUCUCAUUCUCCAAAUUACUUCUAAGCAUUAAUAUUUGUUUGCCUGCAUUGUUUAGACAGAUGUGUAAUUCUUCUGAGACAACACUAAUGAUAAUGUUAUAUUUCCACAAGGUGUAUAUAAUAUAUUUCUUGCA
Molecule: messenger RNA, 3042 nt
Organism: Cornus florida
Lineage: Eukaryota; Viridiplantae; Streptophyta; Magnoliopsida; Cornales; Cornaceae
Product: probable LRR receptor-like serine/threonine-protein kinase At1g05700
Exons: 13
Coding region: 71-2800 (909 amino acids)
Biological process (GO): protein phosphorylation
Molecular function (GO): protein kinase activity; ATP binding
Source: RefSeq, a predicted model, not a curated record